GUCACGCCUCAGAACAUCUAUGUAGGUCACUGAUGUGAAUUAGGUCUAUAGAGAACUUGGGACAGUAUAAAUACACCCUACAUUAUACAAUAUCACUGGCUUCAACUCUGUGGGUGUGUGGCUUCAACUCUGUGGGUGUGUGGCUUCAACUGUGGGUGUGUAUCAGUCUGGAAAUUAAUUAGCUUUCUCCUUGUGCAGUAUUGUCUGAUGGGAUAAUACGGAUAUGGAAGGAUUGGAGAAUUUUUACUACCGUCCGACUAUGAGGAUUCUGGGACAGAUGAGGCACCGCUGAUUUACGGGGAAACAGUUCGGUUUGACAUGGAUGAGAACGAUUUCCUUGUCAAUAGACGCUACAGAAAUCCAAACCAGAGCAGGAUUGUCUACUUCCUAACAGAUGGCUGGUCCAAUCUCUGCUCAAGGUGCUGGGAGAGACUAUGUCAUCGGAGGAAAGAAUAUAAAGCACGGAAGGUUCCAGUCGGCCUGGAGAAAAACUCUGACGUAAAAUUCCCCAAAAAUGUCAUCAGAAACCAGAAAUAUAGUAUCAUCACAUUCAUACCAAAGGUGCUGUUUGAACAGUUCAAGUUUUUCUUGAACUUGUACUUCCUUGUGAUGGCCUCUUCACAGUUCAUACCAGAAAUAAAGAUAGGCUACCUUUAUACCUACUGGGGACCACUGGGCUUUGUAUUGUUUGUGACCAUGUUUCGUGAGGCUUUGGACGACUACAGACGUUACCGCAGGGACAAAGAGGCCAACUCACAGAAGUACAGCAAAUUGAAUAGGGAUGGUUUUGUGGUCAUCCCGAGUUCAGACAUAAGAGUGGGUGAUCUUAUCGCUGUAGAAAAGGAUCAGCGUGUGCCAGCAGACAUGAUUUUCCUGCGGACCACAGAACAUGGGGGUGCCUGUUUUAUCAGGACUGACCAACUGGAUGGCGAGACAGACUGGAAACUCAGACUGGCUGUACAGAACACACAGAGCCUCAUGUCUAAUGUGGACAUUCUGGACAUUAAGGCCCAGGUAUAUGCUGAGGCCCCACAGAAGGACAUACACAACUUUGUAGGGACCUUCAAACGGACAGACACCGAUGUGGAGGAGGAGGACUCACUGAGUGUGGAGAACGUCCUUUGGUCCAACACUGUGGUGGCUUCUGGCACAGCACUGGGUGUCGUCAUUUACACAGGCAGUGAGACUCGUAGCGUCAUGAACACCUCACAACCACAGAGCAAGGUCGGACUGCUGGAUCUGGAAAUCAACACUUUGACCAAAGUCCUCUUCUUUGCAGUCGUUGCUCUGUCAGUGGUCAUGAUCUGCCUCAAGGGUUUUGAGGGACCAUGGUACAGAUAUCUGUUUAGAUUCAUUCUUCUCUUUUCCUACAUCAUUCCGAUCAGUUUACGUGUGAAUUUGGACAUGGGUAAAGCUGCCUAUUCAUGGUUCAUCCAGCGAGACAAAUUAAUUCCGGAGACGAUUGUCCGCACGACCACCAUACCGGAGGAACUGGGAAGGAUCAGUUACUUAUUAUCAGAUAAAACAGGCACUCUCACACAGAACGAAAUGGUUUUUAAGAAACUCCAUCUAGGAACUGUAGCUUACACUCCAGACACCAUGGAUGAGGUUAUGACCCACCUGAAGACUAUGUUUAGCCAGCAACAGCAGCAGCAGGCCUCCCAGCAGCCUUUCCUCGGUCCCAUGACUACACCGACCCGGACAGGCCCCGUUAGGAGGACUGUGGUGACAAGGACAUACGAAGCGGUAAAAGCUAUUGCCUUGUGUCAUAAUGUCACACCAGUGUUUGAGGAUGAAAGUAGCAAGGAUACCAGUUCAGAGACUGAGGCAGAUCAGCAGAGUCAGCAGAAAGUUGUGUAUCAGGCCUCUAGUCCUGAUGAGGUUGCCCUGGUAGCCUGGACUGAGAGUGUGGGUUUAGCACUUCUGAAGAGGGACUUGAGCAGUAUGCAGCUCCGUGCUCCUGAUGGUUCAAUCAUCGGUUACCAGAUACUACAGAUAUUUCCCUUCACCUCGGAAACCAAACGCAUGGGAAUUAUUGUCAAGGAGGAGGCAACAGGGGAGAUAACUUUCUACAUGAAGGGAGCAGACAUGGUGAUGCAGACCAUUGUACAGUAUAAUGAUUGGCUAGACGAAGAGUGUGGUAACAUGGCACGUGAGGGGUUAAGGACACUGGUGAUAGCCAAAAAGAUCCUCACCGACGAACAGUACCAAGAGUUUGAGACGAGGUAUCACCAGGCAAAAAUGAGUAUCCAGGACCGGAAUGCGAAAGUUCAGGCUGUGAUUGAGAGUUUGGAACGUGACAUGGAUCUGCUGAGUUUAACUGGGGUAGAAGAUAAACUACAAGAGGGGGUCAGGCCUACACUAGAACUGCUGAAAAAUGGUGGAAUCAAGGUGUGGAUGUUAACGGGAGACAAACUAGAGACGGCCAUAUGUAUUGCCAAGAGCUCCAAGCUUGUGUCACGGAUACAGGAUAUUCACACGUUUGGUGGUGUCACCGGGCGGACAGAAGCCCAUCUGGAACUCAAUGCGCUUCGUAGAAAACAAGAUGCUGUUCUGGUUAUAACUGGUAACAAUUUACAGGUGUGCCUGAAGUACUACGAACAUGAGUUUGUGGAGCUUGCGUGUCAGUGUCCUUGUGUGGUUGUGUGUCGCUGUUCCCCAACACAGAAGGCGGACAUCGUCAAGCUUCUCCAGGUACACACUGGCAAGCGCACCUGUGCAAUAGGAGACGGUGGAAAUGACGUCAGUAUGAUCCAGGCGGCUAAUGCUGGAAUAGGAAUAGUAGGAAAGGAGGGCCGACAAGCUUCCUUAGCAGCUGAUUUUUCUGUUACACAGUUCUCUCACAUCGGCAGGUUAUUAAUGGUCCAUGGUAGAAAUAGUUACAAACGAUCAGCUUCACUUAGCCAGUUUGUCAUCCAUCGCGGCCUCAUCAUCAGUACGAUGCAGGCAGUCUUCUCCUCGGUGUUCUAUUUCGCGUCCAUAGCCUUAUUCCCUGGCUUCCUCAUGGUCGGAUACUCCACCAUCUACACCAUGUAUCCUGUGUUUUCACUGGUGCUUGAUAAAGAUGUGUCUGCAGAAAUUGCCAUAACCUACCCAGAGCUUUAUAAGGAAUUAACAAAAGGGAGGUCAUUGUCAUUUAAAACUUUUUUCCUGUGGGUGCUGAUAAGUGUCUAUCAAGGUGGUAUAAUCAUAUAUGGUGCUUUGUGGCUGUUUGAUGAGGACUUUGUACAUGUAGUUUCCAUCACGUUUACCUCCCUUAUCCUCACGGAGCUGCUGAUGGUGGCGCUAGCGGUACGGACCUGGCACUACCUGAUGGUCAUUGCUGAGGCAUUCAGCCUUGCCAUAUAUCUCUUAUCCUUGGCUGUCCUCAGAAACUACUUUGAUGCCAAUUUCCUGACGACGUGGAAUUUUGUAUGGAAGGUUUUGGUGAUAACGUCUGUCAGUUGUAUACCAUUGUACAUACUUAAGUACCUACGUAAGAAGUUUUCACCUCCUGUCUACUCCAAACUCACCUGAACAAACCACCUUAAUGACGCCAUUUUACAUCAUGUUUGCAACCCAUUCUUCUGAAAAAUUUAUAAGUUCCUUACACCAAAUGUAUCCUAAUUUUCAUCACUUACAAGAGCUUUGUUGAAAGUGUUAUCUUCAAACUGAGUGUUCUGAUAUCAAACCUGAAGACAUUAUGUACUGUGGUACCUGGUAGUUCUAUCUUAUUUUAACCGUAUAUAUCUGAGGAAUCUCUGAUAUCCUAAGGAAGUUCCUGCUGAGGAAUAUUCUGCAACAAUGUAUUACAGAAACAUGGGAGUUGAAUUCCUGACUAUUGUGUUGACUGUCCUUUCACCAACACAUUUUUUAAAGAAAUCUUGCACGGUUAGUUUCACUUGGUUACUGUCUUUUUAGGUCACCUGAGCUUUAGCUCAAGUGACCUAUUUCUAUCCGUUCCGUCCAUCGUCGUCCGUUAACAAUUUACAUUUUCAACUUAAGCUGAAAUACCGGCAAAGGGAUUUCACUAAUAUUUCAUGGGAAGGUUAC
This is a messenger RNA of Mizuhopecten yessoensis (Yesso scallop), 4032 nucleotides long. RefSeq names its product probable phospholipid-transporting ATPase IIB. Gene Ontology annotation, cellular component: trans-Golgi network; plasma membrane; endosome. Lineage: Eukaryota; Metazoa; Mollusca; Bivalvia; Pectinida; Pectinidae. The transcript is spliced from 26 exons. Gene Ontology annotation, molecular function: ATP binding; magnesium ion binding; ATPase-coupled intramembrane lipid carrier activity. Gene Ontology annotation, biological process: endocytosis; phospholipid translocation; retrograde vesicle-mediated transport, Golgi to endoplasmic reticulum. The coding region runs from base 319 to 3516 and encodes 1065 amino acids. The record is from RefSeq and is a predicted model, not a curated record.